Messenger RNA from Pipistrellus nathusii (Nathusius's pipistrelle), 2304 nucleotides. NCBI's taxonomy places the organism in Eukaryota, Metazoa, Chordata, Mammalia, Chiroptera, Vespertilionidae. The record is from the annotation of a GenBank genome assembly.
AUGAGUGGGGACCAUCUGCACAACGACUCCCAGAUCGAGGCGGAUUUCCGAUUGAAUGAUUCUCAUAAACACAAAGAUAAACACAAAGAUCGGGAACACCGGCACAAAGAGCACAAGAAGGACAAGGAGAAGGACCGAGAAAAGUCCAAGCAUAGCAACAGUGAACAUAAAGAUUCUGAAAAGAAACACAAAGAUAAGGAAAAAAACAAGCACAAAGAUGGAAGUUCAGAAAAGCAUAAAGACAAACAUAAAGACAGAGACAAGGAAAAACGAAAGGAGGAAAAGGUUAGAGCUUCUGGGGAUGCAAAAGUAAAGAAGGAGAAGGAAAAUGGCUUCUCAAGUCCACCACGAAUUAAAGAUGAACCUGAAGAUGAUGGCUAUUUUGCUCCUCCUAAAGAAGAUAUGAAGCCAUUGAAGAGACCUCGAGAUGAGGAUGAUGCUGAUUUUAAACCUAAGAAAAUUAAAACAGAAGAUAUCAAGAAAGAGAAGAAACGAAAACUAGAGGAAGAAGAGGACGGUAAAUUGAAAAAGCCCAAGAGUAAAGAUAAAGAUAAAAAAGUUCCUGAGCCAGAUAGCAAGAAAAAGAAGCCGAAGAAAGAAGAGGAGCAGAAGUGGAAAUGGUGGGAAGAAGAGCGUUAUCCUGAGGGCAUCAAGUGGAAAUUUCUAGAACAUAAAGGUCCUGUAUUUGCUCCACCAUAUGAGCCUCUUCCAGAGAGUGUCAAGUUUUACUAUGAUGGUAAAAUCAUGAAGCUGAGCCCCAAAGCAGAAGAAGUAGCUACGUUCUUUGCAAAAAUGCUCGACCAUGAAUAUACUACUAAGGAAAUAUUUAGGAAAAAUUUCUUUAAAGACUGGAGAAAGGAAAUGAAUAAUGAAGAGAAGAAUGUUAUCACCAACCUAAGCAAAUGUGAUUUUACCCAUAUGAACCAGUAUUUCAAAGCCCAGUCAGAAGCUCGGAAACAGAUGAGCAAGGAAGAGAAACUGAAAAUCAAAGAGGAGAAUGAAAAAAUACUAAAAGAAUAUGGUUUCUGUAUUAUGGAUAACCACAGAGAGAGAAUUGCCAACUUCAAGAUAGAACCGCCUGGGCUUUUCCGUGGCCGUGGCAACCACCCUAAGAUGGGCAUGCUGAAGAGACGGAUCAUGCCUGAGGACAUAAUCAUCAACUGUAGCAAAGAUGCCAAGGUUCCUUCUCCUCCUCCAGGACAUAAAUGGAAAGAAGUUCGACAUGAUAAUAAGGUUACUUGGCUGGUCUCUUGGACAGAGAAUAUCCAGGGUUCCAUUAAAUACAUCAUGUUGAACCCCAGUUCAAGAAUUAAGGGUGAGAAAGACUGGCAGAAAUAUGAGACCGCUCGGAGGCUGAAGAAGUGUGUGGACAAGAUCCGGAACCAGUAUCGAGAAGACUGGAAGUCCAAAGAGAUGAAAGUCAGACAGAGAGCUGUUGCCCUGUACUUCAUCGACAAGCUUGCUCUGAGAGCAGGUAAUGAGAAAGAAGAGGGAGAAACAGCAGAUACUGUGGGUUGCUGCUCGCUCCGCGUGGAGCAUAUCAACCUGCACCCGGAGUUGGAUGGCCAGGAAUAUGUGGUCGAGUUUGAUUUCCUUGGGAAGGACUCGAUCAGAUACUACAACAAAGUCCCUGUUGAGAAACGAGUUUUUAAGAACUUACAAUUAUUUAUGGAGAACAAACAGCCUGAGGAUGACCUUUUUGAUAGACUCAAUACUGCUAUUUUAAAUAAGCAUCUUCAGGACCUCAUGGAGGGCUUGACUGCCAAGGUAUUCCGUACCUACAAUGCCUCCAUUACGCUACAGCAGCAGCUAAAAGAACUCACAGCCCCGGAUGAGAACAUCCCAGCGAAGAUCCUAUCUUAUAAUCGUGCCAACCGAGCUGUUGCAAUUCUUUGUAACCAUCAGAGGGCACCACCAAAAACUUUUGAGAAGUCCAUGAUGAACUUGCAAUCUAAGAUUGAUGCCAAGAAGGAACAGCUAGCAGAUGCCCGAAGAGACCUGAAAAGUGCUAAAGCUGAUGCCAAGGUCAUGAAGGAUACAAAGACCAAGAAGGUGGUAGAGUCAAAGAAGAAGGCUGUGCAGAGAUUGGAGGAACAGUUGAUGAAGCUUGAAGUUCAGGCCACAGACCGAGAGGAGAAUAAACAGAUUGCUUUGGGAACCUCCAAACUCAAUUAUCUGGACCCAAGGAUCUCAGUGGCUUGGUGCAAGAAGUGGGGGGUCCCAAUUGAGAAAAUUUACAACAAAACCCAGCGGGAGAAGUUUGCCUGGGCUAUUGACAUGGCUGACGAGGACUAUGAGUUCUAG